CGUUUGGCAACUAACGGCUAAAUUUAACCGCCGCGAAAUUGCCAUUUUAGCUUCGUGUGGGGUGCGGUUUACCGGCUUAUAAUUAUCUAUAUUUUAGUAAUAAUAAAGUUAUUAUCAUGUCUUCAAAAACAAGAAAAUCGACUGCGUCCACUCCUGUGCAGUCAGCAGGAGCCAGUACUUCCCAAUCUAAGAAAAAUACUCCUCUUAGCCCGGCCCGUGUUUCUCGUAUGGAAGAAAAAUUGCAGCUGCAAAAUUUGAACGAUCGUUUGGCUACUUACAUUGAUAAGGUGCGAUUUUUAGAAAAUGAAAAUUCACGGCUUGGUGGUCAAGUCACUACGAUUCAAGAGAAAUACGAGAGGGAAAUAAAGACUACUAAAGAACAGUAUUUUUCGGAAAUCGGUGGGUUACGUACUGCACUUGAUGCAACCAGUAAGGAAAAAGCUCAAGCACUCAUUGAAUUGAAUAAUAUUCGAGCUAAUAUUGGUGAAUUACAGAAAAAGUUAACUAAGAAGGAAAGAGAUUUUGCAUCUGCUGAAAAGACUAUUAAUAGUUUGGAUCAUCAAAAUCAAGAUCUUCAAAAUAAAGUCAACCAUCUUCAGUCCGAUCAUAAAAAAUUGGAAGAGAACUUUAAGGAAUGCGACCAAGAAAGAAGAAGUCUUGCUGCCAUGCUAGCCGAAAUAAAAGAUCAGUACGAUUCAAGUCUGCUAAAGAUCGCUGAUUUAGAAAAUAAAUUGCAGAGCAUGAAGGAAGAAAUUUCUUUCAAAGAGACAGUAUAUGAAAAGGAGCUGUCCGAUUCUAGAAUGUUGAAAACAGUCGAAAUUUCUGGUAUUGAUGCCAGCAUAAGACAAGAUUAUGAUCAAAAGUUAGCAGAUAGUCUAAGGGAACUCAGGGAACAAUAUGAAAGCCAGAUGUUUGCAAACAAAGAUGAACUUGAAGCUAUGUAUCAGAAACAGAUGGCAGAUUUGUCCAGGAACUGUGAGGCUAAAAUUAAAUCAGCUCAUGGUAAAGAAGAAGAAAGUCGCACUAUCAAGACGCGUGUAGAAUUUUUAUCAUCUAAAGUGUCAGAAUUGGAAACUUUGAAUGAGGGACUUAAAAACCGAGUAAAAGAUUUAGAGCUAUUAAUCGAGCAAGAAAGAGAAUGGAAUGCCAUGAAAUUAAAUGAGAAGGAUGAAGAAAACCGUAAGCUGAGAGAGGAGUGUCAAAUUCAGCUCAAUGAAUACCAAGAUUUAUUGGGAAUCAAAGUUGCCUUAGAUAUGGAAAUAGCUGCUUAUAGGAAACUCUUGGAAGGAGAAGAAGCAAGGUUAAACAUUUCUCAUGAAGAAAGCAGCAUAUUGGGAGAAUCAGUAUCGCGAAGUACACCAGUUCGUCGCACUCCUCUUAGAACCGCCAAGAGGAAACGUGCUCAUUUUGAGAGUGAAGAGACAUCUGCCAGUGAUGUGCAAGUGACAGCAUCAGCUAAGAGUGAUAUUGAAAUCUCCGAUCACGACUUAGAGGGAAAAUAUAUCAAAAUUCACAAUAAGGGCAAUACUGAGGUUCCUUUAGGAGGGUGGCAAUUGGUUCGCAAAGCUGGUGAUCAAGAAAUCAUUCACAAAUUUACUCGAACUACUCUCAUCAAACCAGAUACAUACAUAACGGUGUGGAGUUCUGAUGCUAAUGCUGCACAUUCUCCUCCGACUGAUUAUGUUAUGAAAGGGCAAAAGUGGUUUGUGGCCGAUACAAUGAGUUCUGUUCUUCUAAAUAAUAACAAAGAGGAAAUGGCAGUUAGAGAAACAACUAAAAGAAUCUCACGUUCUUAUGAACAGAGAGUUUUAGAAUCUGGUGCAUAUCCUCCUGAAGAAAUAUAUCAUCAACAAGGCGACUUUGGUCGGGAAAGGUGUGCUAUCAUGUAACAGUCAAAAAUUGUAUCAUUGCAAUAUUAUGUUCUGAUCUGUAAUUUUAAAAUGUCAUAUAUUCAUAAUUUUAGCAAUCAAUUUUGUAAGAUUGUUAUAAUUUUUUUAAAAACAUUUCAUUAACUCAUGCCUUAAACUGUUUCGUUUGAUCAAUUGUAAUCAACUGUGUCAUGUCAUUAAAAAAGCUUUAUGAUUAUUUUUUAAGUAGAGAUUAGUAUUCAUUAUAAAAUUCUGUGUGCUUUUUUUCAGUGUAUUUUUAUUUAGAUGAUUUAGUUGAUGCUUUCUGAUUUUAUCUCUUUACUCUACUUAAAAGUAUGGUAACAGAAAAUGCUUUUUUUUAAAUGACUUUUUUUUGUAAGGAUUGUAAAAUAGAUAAAUUUUUAUUAGAUCCUUUAAAUUUAAUUUAUAUCAUUAAACUAAUUACUGUUGAUUUAUCUUAUACAUAUUAUUGAAUUUUAACUUGUAAAGUCAGGUCUUCAUAAUCAUGUCAAGUUUCCUAAUAAAAUGAACUGCCAUCUCUCAUAGUACAAACUAAGCCCGGUUUUAGUUUGUAAUUGUGACUUGAUCUCAUUAUCAUUCAUGGCACAUUAAAAGAGAUAUUGAGUCACUUUUUCACAAGUCACUGUAAUUAUAAAUCAUACUUUAUUGUUUUUAUGAUGAUUUUUUUUAAGAAAAAAUUACUAUGUUUUGUUUAUUCUCAGUGUUGCUAUACUAAUAAAUUAUUUGCUGUUUAAUAAGGUAAUCUGAUUUUUGGUGGCCCAAGGAGCUCUAUUUUUUCCUAUUUAGAGAUAAUUGUCUGAAAAUGCACUGCCUAUUGUGUGAUAAUUACAUACAAAUAUCAUUUUUGCUUUUGUUUUUAUGAGUAUUAAUUUUGGUACCAUGUUUUGAAUUUAAGUUGUGCCAAUGUUUGAAUGUCUAUGUCAGUAAAAAUAAAUUUUAUUAUUUCAGCA
Messenger RNA from Parasteatoda tepidariorum (common house spider), 2839 nucleotides. RefSeq names its product lamin. Gene Ontology annotation, biological process: nuclear migration; protein localization to nuclear envelope; nuclear envelope organization. NCBI's taxonomy places the organism in Eukaryota, Metazoa, Arthropoda, Arachnida, Araneae, Theridiidae. Gene Ontology annotation, cellular component: nuclear envelope; nuclear lamina. The record is from RefSeq and is a predicted model, not a curated record. Gene Ontology annotation, molecular function: structural constituent of cytoskeleton.